This is a messenger RNA of Galendromus occidentalis (western predatory mite), 1260 nucleotides long. RefSeq names its product oxysterol-binding protein-related protein 2. The transcript has 7 exons. Bases 1 to 1260 code for a protein of 419 amino acids. The record is from RefSeq and is a predicted model, not a curated record. NCBI's taxonomy places the organism in Eukaryota, Metazoa, Arthropoda, Arachnida, Mesostigmata, Phytoseiidae. Gene Ontology annotation, molecular function: sterol binding. Gene Ontology annotation, cellular component: plasma membrane; cytosol; perinuclear endoplasmic reticulum.
AUGAUGAAGUCGUUCCGCGAUCGUCUCCCGGCGCCAGCUGGUCAACGCCAUGACCUCAGUCCCUGGUCGGUACUGAAGCAGUCCAUGGGCAAGGAGCUCACCCGCAUCACGAUGCCGGUGGUGUUCAACGAGCCGCUGAGCUUCUUGCAACGGAUGACUGAGAAUGCAGAGUACUAUCCGCUGCUGGUUCAAGCGAACAACAGCGACGAUCCUGUCAAUCGAAUGGAGCUGGUGACCGCUUUCAUUGUGUCUACCCUUUCGUCCAACCUGGAUCGCUUGAACAAGCCAUUCAACCCUCUACUGGGAGAAACUUACGAGCUCCAACGGGAAGACUAUAAGAUUGUCUGCGAACAGGUCAGCCAUCAUCCGCCCAUAUCAGCUUUACACAUGGAGUCUCCAAGUGUGAUUUUCGAAGCGAACUUAUGCCCGAAAUUGCGUUUUUCGGGAACUCAGAUCAUCAUAAAGCCCGAAGGGCGAAUGAGUCUGACGCUAAAAAGGCUCCAGGAAACUUAUUCCUGGAGUCACGUGAACUGCGUCGUCCACAAUAUUCUGGUCGGGAAACUCUGGUUCGAGCAGAACGGACAGAUGCACAUAAGUUGCAAGCAGAGCAGCCUGCAAGCUUCGAUCAAAUUCAAGCCGGCGGGCUCCGACCAGAGGGACCUGCAUCGCUUCGAAGGACACAUCAUCGACGGUGAUGAGCGCAAAAUACGGUGCGUAUUCGGAAAAUGGACAGAGUACUUGAAGGUCGCCCCAUAUCACGAUCUGGACCACAGCCCUCGACGCACCUCCGAAGGUCCGCGGAAAAUGUACGCCAAGUUGAACAGGCUCACGCAGUCGCUUACGGUCGGGAGCUCACCAGCCGGGAAGAGCUCAUCUGCUGAAGACGACAAUCUCGUUCAUCCCGACUGGCGGCUCCUGUGGGAGGCAAACAAGCGUCCAGAGCAUUCCAAGGACCACUAUAAUUUCACCAUGUUCGCGGUCGCGCUCAACGAGCUUCCCGAGGGGGACGAAUUGCAACGCUUACCGAGAACGGACUGUCGAUUCCGACCAGACAUCCGUAAGCUGGAAGAGGGCGACCUAGAUGGAGCUGCGCUGGAGAAAUCUCGGCUCGAAGAGCAGCAGCGUGAGCGCCGAAAGGCUCUGAAGAAGGAGGGCAAACAAUGGGAACCCCUCUGGUUCAAGGAGACGCCAGAGGGUUCUUGGGCUUUCACUGGACAGUACUGGAAGAGGGAAUUCUCCGCUGCUCCGGAAAUUUUCUAG